AUGUUGAGCGCCCGAAACUCCAACAUUCUCCCCUCAUCCGUGUUUUUUCCAGGACUCGUCCUAGCAGAGCAUGGGGACCAUGGAGGCCAUGACCAUGGAGGACACGACCAUGACCACGGGGGUCAUGACCACCACGAUCAUGACCAUCAUGACCAUCAUCAUGGAGGAUGGGGAGGAGGUCAUGAUCAUGGCAGCGGAGGGGAUAACAAUGGUGGAGGUGGAUGGGGAGGAGGAUACCGCCCGUGGACUGGAUUCGGAGGGAGAGGGUACUACGGUGGAGGUGGUGGCGGUGGUUUAUUAGCUCGUCUGUUCGGUUGGAGAAGACGUCGUCCUUAUUACUAUGGCAACGGAAAUGGAGGAUACUAUGGGGGAUACAGUGGAUACCCGAAUUAUGGAUAUAGUCAAGGAUUCUGUAGAUUAUCUCAAUUUGUCGAUUACGUAGGAAGAACACCUCGUUUCUACUGUGAUUGCCCACCGUAUCCUCCAAGUUAUCAAUGGAAUCAGUGUAGUCCGAUGCCUGUUUAUGGAUGA
This is a messenger RNA of Caenorhabditis remanei, 531 nucleotides long. RefSeq lists its product as uncharacterized. The coding region runs from base 1 to 531 and encodes 176 amino acids. The record is from RefSeq and is a predicted model, not a curated record. The transcript has 3 exons. NCBI's taxonomy places the organism in Eukaryota, Metazoa, Nematoda, Chromadorea, Rhabditida, Rhabditidae.